Messenger RNA from Grus americana (Whooping crane), 9574 nucleotides. RefSeq names its product ring finger protein 150 (gene RNF150). The transcript has 7 exons. Bases 405 to 1703 code for a protein of 432 amino acids. Lineage: Eukaryota; Metazoa; Chordata; Aves; Gruiformes; Gruidae. The record is from RefSeq and is a predicted model, not a curated record.
GCUCCGGGCGCCCGGCAGGGGCCGGACCCGGAGCAGGAGAGGCGCCGCGCGUUUGUGCGUGUGGAAAUCCCCCCCCCCCCCCCCCCCCGCGCCUUCCCCGCCCGGCGGCCGGCCGGGCUGCCAGCAGCGGGGGAGGCAGCUGUGCGGGGAGGGGAGAGAGGGGGCAGGAGGAAGCGAGGGAGAAGGGAGGGCGGAGACGGGGCCAGCCCGAGGAAAUCAAACGGCCCCGACAUGAAUUAGGCAGCGGGCUGCAGAGGGGAGGGCCCCCCUCCUCCUCCCUUCCCGCACGGCGGGAGCAGCGCCGCCCCGCACGGAGCCGCCUGCUCGGGGCACGCUACACGCGCGCGCACGCACACACAGGCAGGCGGGCGGGCGGGCCGGCCGGGGUGGGGGGGGCCCGGCAGAUGAAGAUGGCAAUGUCUGUGAUCCAAGCGUGCCGCAGCCUGGCUCUCUCAACAUGGCUGCUGUCCUUUUGUUUCGUGCAUCUGCUGUGCCUGGACUUCACCGUGGCUGAGAAGGAGGAGUGGUACACGGCCUUCGUCAACAUCACCUACGCCGACCCGGCGGCCGGUAGCGCCGAGCUUCGCAGCGAGAAGAGCGAGUGUGGGCGUUACGGCGAGCAGUCGCCCAAGCAGGACGCCCGCGGGCAGGUGGCCCUCUCCGCCUCGCCCGCCGACCGCUACGCCUGCGACCCCGGCACCCGCUUCAAUGCCCCGGCGCCGGGCAAGAGCUGGGUGGCCCUCAUCCCGCGCGGCAACUGUACUUACAAGGACAAGAUCCGCCACGCUGCUGCCCAGAACGCCUCCGCCGUGGUCAUCUACAAUGUGGGCUCCAGCAAUGCCAACGAGACCAUCACCAUGCCCCAUGCAGGCCUAGAAGAUGUUGUAGCAAUAAUGAUUCCUGAACCCAAAGGAAAAGAGAUAGUAAGCCUCCUGGAGAGGAAUAUUACUGUGAUGAUGUACAUAACCAUCGGGACACGCAAUUUGCAGAAGUAUGUCAGCCGGACCUCUGUGGUGUUCGUCUCCAUCUCCUUCAUUGUGCUGAUGAUCAUCUCGCUGGCGUGGCUGGUCUUCUAUUACAUCCAGAGGUUCCGCUACGCAAAUGCUAGGGACAGAAAUCAGCGCCGGCUUGGAGAUGCUGCAAAGAAAGCAAUCAGCAAGCUGCAAGUCAGAACAAUCAGGAAAGGUGAUAAGGAAACUGAGCCAGACUUUGAUAACUGUGCUGUUUGUAUUGAAGGCUACAAGCCCAAUGAUGUUGUCAGAAUUUUGCCUUGCAGGCAUCUUUUCCACAAAUCCUGUGUAGACCCCUGGCUGCUAGACCAUCGUACCUGCCCGAUGUGUAAAAUGAAUAUUCUAAAAGCUCUAGGGAUUCCGCCAAAUGCAGAUUGCAUGGAUGAUAUACCUCCAGACUUGGAAGCAUCCAUAGGAGGACCGCCAACUAACCAGAUAACGGGAGCCAGCGAUAUAACAGUGAACGAGAGCUCUGUAGCCCUGGAUCCCCCGGUGCGGACUGUGGGAGUACUACAAGUCAUCCAAGACGUAGACUCCUUUCCCCAGAUUGGGGAGGGUAACUUCACAACAAGCAAUGAACAGGAGCCAGCAGUCAGCAGUGAUUCAGAUAUUUCAUUGAUUAUGGCAAUGGAGGUUGGACUGUCCGAUGUGGAGCUUUCCACUGAUCAAGACUGCGAAGAGGUGAAGUCUUGAAAAACAAACAGAGAUCCAACACUAAACUACAGGGGAGGGUCACAGGGAGGGACCGAGUCAGCUUUCUAGGAUUUGGACCAGUCAUGCACAUGCCUCCAGAGCACUGUCACUCCUGCACACUCCAUUCUGAGAUGGUCACGAAAAGCAAUAGCAACAGUUGUGUCUGCCUGGAUGCAGUUUCAUCAUCUACAUCCCUUCAUUUUGUUCACAUGGGAGAUGAACGCUUCCAGUUCACCCACGUGCUUGAGAGCAGUCAUGUAACUCUUCAGUGGCUCAUAAAUACGCAACUGAAAUGACAGCUUGAGUGUUUUCUACACUUGUUCCAUCGGGUUUUGUUUUUGGUUUUUUUUGAGAAGACGUAUGUUUGUUAUGUUUGUUUGUUUAUAGUUUGUUAUGGAUGGGCACUCUGUUUUUCUUGACUGACCCCAUCUUUUUCAAGAGCUCAAUCCAGAAAUCUGAAUUCCCGUUCACUGGUCACUUCAUGAUCUGACUCCAGGAUUUAUCAUUGCCGUGUUAUUUCUGCAUGAAGUACACAUGGCUUCAGAAGGAUGGUGCACCGGCACCCUGCAUUAAUGUGAAGCCUGCUUUCAUUAAGUUGGAGCCUUGGAAAUGGUAUAUUCUGAAGGCCUUUAUUUGUAAGAGAGCUCUGAAUUAACAGUGAUUGCUGAGAUUUGAGUUAAAACUGCAUUAUGUUGGGGCUUUUGCAUAGAGCUCUGUUCUACGCAAGAAUCGUACAGUGUGAAGGAGAGAAAGAAAAGCUUAAAGCUUCACUCCAUCCUUGUAGUCCUUUUCUAUAUGUUAUGCUAUUAGCAAUUGUCAGUACAUUAAUAGCCUUCCUUCAAGUCACAAUGCAGUAGCUGGAAAAGAAGAUCUCAUAUAACAUCAUGUCUUUUCUUAAUUUUACAGACCAAAAUCUGACCGGUAGGCUAAAGGAGUGUCUGAGAGGUUUCCAGAGGCUGCUUGUUAAGAGCUGUGCAUUACACGGAUGACAAGAAUAUUCUCAGAAAGGGUCUGGAGAUGCUGAUACCAGUGUCAGAAAUUGCUAAUGAAGCAGGAGGCAGCUGGUUGAAAUGUUUACUUCGUGGUUUGUUUGGGGUUUGGUUUUUUUCUUAGUGCUUUUCACUUCUUAUGUUUGACAGCAGUUUUUGCCUCCUCGUUAUGGAACACAAGAGUUCAGGUGGUUCCUUGCCCUCCAGAGUCCCAGUCAACAUUGUCGCAAGCAUAAUGGAAUACUUGCAAUUUGUAUAUAGCUAUAUAUACCAAAAUAUUUUGCGUAGAGGGGAGGGAAUUUGAAAAUGAAGAGAACUAACAUAAAUCAAAACACCUAAAUAAUAAUGACCUGUGAUGAUUAUUUAGUUCAUCCUGAGCUCUGCUUUCCAGGGAGAAGCUUAUUGUUACUCGUUCAGUGUACGAUUUCAUUUUUCAGUCAAAAUACUCAACUGUGAAGAAGCAUUUUUAGCUUACUGUUAUACAAGAGUAAAUGGUUUCUGUUGACAGUCAGAUGAUCUGAAUCACAUUACUGCCUCCUGAGUAAGUCCAUAGAAUCAACAAUUCAUCUUGCAUCGAAGUUUCAUGGAGAGGUCAAGCAUUUUGACUUGAUGGUGUCAUGGCAGCAUGUCAAAAAUUAGGGUUCUUGCUGCUUUUAAUCUCCUUGUGGAUUUACCCAUUAGAUCUGGAAACCAACUUCCAGCCAAAAUUCAGUAUUGUCAGAUACUACUCAGGAACAAAUGUGUUUAGAACUAUCCCUAAAAUUUUGGCCAACUUGCUUCUUUAGUAGAGGAAGAAGGAAAACAAUUAUACUCCAUGCUUUUCAGUCCAGUUAGAACUCAGUUCAUCUUAUAGUUUUCUUUUUUUUUAAUGUUCUUAGUCCCUAAAUUGCAGGGUAACUUUGAGGCAAAGGAGCACAGCCUAAUCAUCGUUCAAACCAUGAUCCGGAAAUGUGCUGUUACAUUUUUAUAAGCCAUUUGAAAGGACAUCUCUUUUUAAUUAAAGAGAUACAGGCAGCUGGAAAUCUGCUUGGUUUAAAAACAAAGUUAAAGAUCGCUCCAGAGGGCACAGCUAGGUCAGUCGUGCCAAUAUUUGUGGUUCUCUAAUCGUAUUUGCCUCAUUCUUUAAUGUCUUCUCUAUUCCUUGCUGCUAUGGGAAAGGCCCAUAGCGUCAGGGGAACCGAUGCUGAAAUUCACCCCUACACAAGAGAGUUUGCACAAGGUACUGCAUCAGCUCCACUUACGCUCUGGAAAUACUGCUGAAAUGGGAUGUAAGUGGUGCUUACACCAAAUACUGGCCCUUCACACAGGAAUGAAAUUAUUCUCAAAUGACUGCAGGGGAGAGAGUGAAGCUGGUUAUACACAGUCAGGUCCUCCCAUGGAAAGUACGCACAGUGGUACAAUUUCUUCUCUAGCACUGGAGCCUGGGUGCUACAUGUCACAGGCACAUCACAAACACGAUGUCAGAGUUGUCAGCCAUCCUUUAACAUCUGCCCACUGCAGCACAGUGCACAGACAAAAAACUCCUUGGGUUUCAGAGGAGCUGUCGCAAAGUCUCUGUUUUAUUUUGCAAACUUAAUUAGGUUAAUCUCAAAUGACAGACUGACCAAUUAUCUGUUGCCGUAGCGGAGUCACCCACAGCAGAGCAGAGCAAGCAAUGGCUGUGGAGAAGCAAGGCAGGAGGUGAAACUCCCAGCUGACACUGACCUGGGUCCUUUGCCCAGCAAAAUCAUUCAAGGGAGCUGUGCUCAAAGGGGCAUCACAUGGAUGGUAACUGAGACUCUGCCCAUAUUUUUCAGAGUUAGUGAAGGAAUUUGGAGAGGGAUCGCGCUGUGUGCUCUUUUCCUAAGUAUCGCCUACUAGAUGUGAUCCCUCGGGGUCCACAGGAGGCCACUGGCAGGGGCAGGGUGCUAGGCUGGGUGAGAUGUUUUUACAUAUCACCAUACUGUCGUCUUUCAAAAGGGGCGUCCUCGCAAAUCUGGGUCAGGAGUCUUUCCGCUUUUGUUUUCCCAGUUCUGCGUGCAGUUUUGCUCAGGAAAGAUGUUUUUCCAUCCCUGUCCACAGGUGUUCCUUAGCUCUGAGUACUGUUAAGUGAUAAUGAGCGCAAAGCCAGGUUAUACAUGACUGAAGCCAGGAAAGCACUUAAGUAAAUGUUUUAUUCCAUCCUUCUUCAGAAAAGCACUUACAACUAGUUUUGGACUUGCACCAAAAUCACAUUAUUUUCAAGAGGUAAUAUAAGCAUAAUUAAGUCUCUGUGUCAAAUGGAAAUGUUUUCCUACAGCAGGACCUGGCUGACUAUUCUUUGUAUCUAUAACCUGUGAAAUGCCUUGGGAAUUUGAGGUGCUUCAUAAAUAUUAAGACCCCCAGAUGUAUGUUUGUAACAUGUAUGAAAGCCUUAAUUCUGCAGAUCUGCAGGCCCAUGCACGUUUUUGCUUACGUGAGUCUCUCCACUGAGAUACCUCACAGGGUAAAAUUAAACCUCCCAAUUCACAGCUUUGGGCAAGAUUAGUCCCAUCCUGAGCAUUGCGUGAGUCCUCGGUACUGCUGCUCGCUAAGCUUGAGCUCCGGCAUUAAAUAUGUGGGAUUCGGAUGCUGGGGACACAGCGUUGCCUGUUCAGAGGGGAAAGCAGCCUUUAGCACGCAGCCAGGAAAACACAAAAUCCUCUGGUGCCCUCUGAUGAACAACUGCUCGUGCUGUACAUAAUUCUGCAGGCUCACGCCGUCAGUGCCCGCCAGCGGCGGGAUUGAGGGGCACCUCCUGCAUGGGGCCAGUGGCCAGAGGACCCUGCAGGUCUUGGCUUUAAGCUGAUGUUGUGUAUCUCCAAGCUCUUCUGUCCUGUCAUCUGAGGCUCUUCUCUUUUCUGUGAGUGAGUAAGAGGUGGGAGAAGGAUUCACUUUUCGCGAGGCUCAUCUGCACUCAGGCUGGCUUGCGGGAUGAAGCUUGGACAAAUGGAAACUGUGCUCUGAGUAUCCUUUGAUUUUUCAUGGCUUUCACUGAACUGCCUUCCCAAAGGUCUGGUCAAUGGGUAGGACACGUAAAAAGUUGUACGGGCAGAGUUUUGCACUCACAAGCGACCUAAUGUGUGCAUGCAGACGUGCAAGGCACCAGCUCUGCAUCCCUUCCCCACGGCUGACCCAUUCUGGUGGGGAUACAGAUCUGGUACUUGCUGAGGGUGUGGGGGUUUUUUAUUUUCUGACUGCUUUAGAGCCUCAAAACCAGGAUCAGGGCAAUCAUAGCACUGCAGUUCAUUCUUUAAGCAUUCUAUAGAAUUAAAUUACCAUGUAUGCAUAUAAAAAUACAUUGAUAUGACUAUGGAAACUGUAUUGUAGUGAAAACAGAAGCAGCUGCCAUUUUUAGACUUUUUAUAUGAGGGAUACCGUGGCACUAAAGAAAAAGGCGAUUUGGAAAAAAAAAAAAAUGAAAUCACAUAUGAUAAGUCCCUCGGACCUCAUUACUUUAAUGACCACUGGAUCAGAUCCAGAGGAAGUCAUUGCAAGAAGGGCGGUACUUUGUCUCUUGUUGAAUGACUCGUUUGGGAUACAUUCUUAUCUUGUUAACAAAAUGAACCCAAGCACCAGAGAUGGAUCCAGCUCGGAGUUUAAUCUUUCUCAAAGACUGUGCAUUUUGUGAUCCAAAGUUUUUCUCGGCAAACCUGUUAACCCACCCUCUUUUCCCCCUUGCUAAAUGAAAAGAAAUGCUUGUCCAAUUUGAAAAAUGUCUAGCUCAGAUGACCUUUGCCUAUGGACCGGUAGCCCUGGCAGGUAUCUGCAGAUCACGUAACACCUCUAUGUGCUUUUAGUCAUCAGUACAACACAGAUUUUCCAUAAAUUGUGUUUUACUUGCCAUUCUUGUUAAACCUGCAAUGCAGUUGUCAUAUAGAUUUUCCAGAGUUUUGCCUUACAAACUUUUCCUUUGACUAUAUGCCACAGCCCUUUGAGCAGAUUCUGUGGUUAAAAGGCAAAGACUGGGGCACAAGUCUUUCUAUAGAAAUCUCUGGACUGCAAGGCCUCGUUGUGACAAUUGGUCCGUACUGAAAUGACGAUAGAGGUUGUGCGUAACAGCGGGAAAUGCCUUUCAGCCCAGGCAGCUGGGAAUCUCCCAGGCUUUGUUUAUAAGAGGCUCGUUCCUUCGUAGUCUCUGUCUGUAGAAAAGCUCACGAUGAAGCACACAGUUUGAAAUAAGCCAGGAUAGGAAUUUAUAGGCUUUGCAAGCCAAGAAAACCAAUAGUUGUUUAUUAAUUUCUAUUUGUUAGCAAUAAUGGACUUUUUUUAACCAUUUGUUGUUUUUGUAGAUCCCUGUUGUGGGGCCAAAGUUACCAGUCUGCUAGGAACAGGGGCCAGGAUGAGCUGACUCUCUAAACAGCAGAGGGAGAGCUUGGUUUGCUGUUGGGACACAUCCAUUUAGAAAUCCAGCCUGUUCCUUCCCAGCCUCUCUCGCAAAUGUUUGCUAGUCUGAGCCUUCGUUGCAGGGGGAGGAGGUCGGGGGCUCAAACGAACGCUGCGCUCCUUCCUCUCUGGCAUUUUGUGCUGCCUGUAUCUCCUGCAGCAGGUUGGACUGCUCUGGCUCAGCACGGGGGAAAGGAGCCAGCCUAAGUUCAGCUUAAGGGCUUAAUGAAAGAUAGGCCCAGGGGUUUCGGCAGAUUCAGGGCAGCCGAGCUUCUUCCUAACUAGUGCUGACCAAGGUUGCUGCUUCAUUGAGGAACGCUGAGCAUUGACUCAUUUGUUUUACAGCCGCAAAAAGCGUGAGCGUACACGGGGCAACCAGCGUGACAGAAAUGAAUCGUCUUGGUUAACGCAAGAGGUGAAAAACGAUGCCGUGAAAUAUUUUAGGGGCGAGGGAAAAGGAGGGUGGAGGUGGUGUUUUAGCAGACUUUUUAAAUAGGGACAAUUGAUCCAACACAAGCACUUCUUUUAUUUGUACCAAGCUGUUACCUGAACUAAUUGAUAGUUUCGCAGUUGAAAGAGGAACGCCAGAUGGACUUUUUAGUCUGGAUUUGUUUGCGUAGCAGAUGGCAGCUGUGGGCUGGGGUGGCGAGCGAGGGAGAAGGCUGCCCUCUGCUGCGGAGCUUCCCCCACCAGGCUGGAAACCCUUUCUCUGCUUUGGCACUUCUUUUUCAUGGAAAAAAAAAAACCAAACCAAAAAAAACCAACUUUCUGAGCAGGAGAUAUAUUUCAAAGGGAGAAAUAGAGAAGAAAGAUGAAUGAAAGAUGUUGUGGAUUUUGAAUGAAGAGCCAACGGAUGAAUUUUCCAUCUGAAAUUAAUCCUGUCUCUCUCAACUACUUUAAUUGUGAAUCAGUUGAAGUUAUUUCUUUCUGGAAUGAAUGCAAAAAAGAAAAAAAGGAGAAGAAAAAGAGAAAUAGCAUUUUCCCUUUCUUGUUUAUUUCUUGAAUCUUCAGUCCUGUGUAGCAUUAAAAACGAUAGCAAGAUCAAGAUGCUUGUUUGCUCUGAAUGUAUACAGUUAUUUCAGAAGUCAAAUAUCUAAAUGUUUUGUAUGUGUACAUAAUACCAUCCUUACUUCUUGUUUCAUGCUAGGAACCUGAAAUGACUGUACCAUUUUAUAAUUAGAAAUGUAAAGAGGGGACAGUGGGUGGGAGGGUCUGUUAUUUUUAUAGCAAGAUGUUCCUUGUAUUUAGUGAACAUUUAAAAUGUUUUUGUACGUGUCAAAAUAUACAUUCCAUCCAUUUCUAGAAGAGAAUUAUUUUUAUUUAGAGUAGUUUAUAAGCAAACAAAAAAAAAUGUGGCGUCCCAUUUGUACGCAGUUCAUGAACAGAGCAGAAGUAUCCUGGUUUUCAGUGAUGGCUCCAAAGCUUUUUCCAGCCACGUCUCUUCUCACACGCUGCAGAGCCACACCAGCAAAUGCCGAUGUUAAAAAGGAAAGCAAAAUCCUGAACGAAAUAAAUACCGUAUGGAUCAGUGCACAGCUUCCCGAAAUAACUUCCAGUUCGGAGACAAUGGUCUGUCCCAGUGAAAUUCUCCAAGGUAAUCAGCCCUGCUUGGGACAGCAGGAGUGGGUUUACCGGGAGGCCGCCAGCCCUGCCCUGCGCGGCGGGGUGCCAGCCCUAGCAGCCUGGGGGUGACGGGGUUCUCGCACCCACACGCUGCGUCCCUGCUUGGACGGCUCCCUCAGGACGGGAGCCUAGUUUUGACUGAAGUUGUUUUGCUGGUAAGGCAAAGGUUUCUGCAGGCUGACCACGUCGUGUUUCUUUUGACUGUGGAAACGACCCUUCGUCUCCACAUUUUAAAAAAAAAAAAAAAAAAAUUUCCUUUCUCCAGACCGCUGCGCUUUGGUUUGUGAAACACCUAGCGAAAGACCAUGGCAGAAUCACACAGUGGCAUUUGCAUAGGCAGUUUUUUUUCUUGUAGUUAGCUUUUUUCCUUCCCCCCCGGCUACCUGUGACUUGCUGCCAAAACAGUGCAGUAGCAGUUUGUGAAGCGAGCCUUUUUUUCUAGCAUUACUUUCUGUACAGUAUUGCAAAUAUACUUUAACUCUUUGCUGAUAUUUUAUAACCUAUACAUCUUCCCCUCCAAUGCACUUUAUCUCUCUUGAAAAAUGUGGAAGUCGGAGAACUACCAUCUUAAAGGGAUUUGCCUGAAAUCACGAGGCACACACUUUUUUUUUUUUUUCCUUCUUGCUUUGUUAUAUACUGUAAAUGCUAAAGAGCAUGGACAGUGACUCAGCUGGGGGAAGUACUGAAAUGUUGAGGCUAAUAUUUGGAAGCAUUAUUCUGUAGUACAACACGGCUAUUUUUGUUAUAUAGAGGAUUAUAAUGUAAAUAUGUGAGACUGUGUUAUUAUGUACUAGUAAAAUAUUGCAACUCUCAAAGUUAAGAUGGUGAAUUCCAAGGAAUUUUAUUGCAAGUUUUUUAAUAAAACGAAUCUGAUUA